Suillus paluster is the source of this 1187-nucleotide messenger RNA. RefSeq names its product TAFII28-domain-containing protein. Gene Ontology annotation, molecular function: protein heterodimerization activity; transcription coactivator activity. The transcript is spliced from 4 exons. NCBI's taxonomy places the organism in Eukaryota, Fungi, Basidiomycota, Agaricomycetes, Boletales, Suillaceae. Gene Ontology annotation, biological process: RNA polymerase II preinitiation complex assembly; transcription initiation at RNA polymerase II promoter. Bases 62 to 937 code for a protein of 291 amino acids. The record is from RefSeq and is a predicted model, not a curated record. Gene Ontology annotation, cellular component: nucleus; transcription factor TFIID complex.
ACUUGAAUUCUCCUAGAGCCUGAGUAUUGGAGACAAACAUUAAUACUAACCUUGCAGAACGAUGACAACCCCUUACACGCCGACAUCGUUCAUCCAGAUGACUCAUAGCACUCCAGCAACGCCGACGCCAGCGCCGGCACCAACCCGCGGUCGUGGAACAGGUGCCAAACGCGGACGCAAGCCUCGCGGUGCAUUCCCCAAUGUGUCCACCGAUUCCCCUCGCCCCCCAGCACAAUCCGGGCCUAGCACCCCUACACCUGCAAUGCGAUUCACCCCGGCCCAAUGGGCCACUCCCGGAGUCCCUGCAAGUGCCACUGCCACCGGCUCGACAUCUACUGUGACUGUCCCUGCUGGGUCGAGUAGCGCUGCAAUCGCUGGAGAUGUGUCGAUGGACAGUGGGGAUGAUGAACCUAUGGCGACGCAGCCCCCGCCUGUUACUGCUGCCACUUCUUCGACAGAUGCGAUAACUCCACAGCCUGCGACCGCUGCGCGUCCCGCGGGUGCCCCAGACGAGGAUGCAGAGGGUGAAGACGAGCUUUUGCCUGCAAUGGCGGAUGAUGACUACUCUGCACAGUUGUCAUGGCAGAGUGAGAGUAAAGAUAAUCUGAAGGUUCUUAUGGACAAUUUCAGUCCGGGACAGUACGAACGCUUUGAAGCCUAUCGACGUCACGCGCUACCGAAGCAGGCUAUACGGAAGGUCAUACAGCAAACGACGGGACAGCAGGUCUCUCAGCCCGUUGCGCAAAUAGUAGCAGGUGUUGCAAAAGUCUUUGUUGGCGAGAUCGUAGAAAAAGCUCGCCAUGUCCAAUCAAAGCGCAACGAUACCGGCCCCCUUACACCAGACCACCUUCGUGAAGCGUAUCGAAUGUAUCAGGCAGAGACCGGUCGUGUGGGGAGUGCACGGCCAACGCGAGGGAAGCGGCUGUUUGUCAGGUAGCGCGUGAUGAUCAGACUUGGCAGGUACCAUUAUAUCAUGAAGUGGCAACCUGGACAUGAAUUAGCACCGGGGGGCCACUUGUUAGCGUUCGAUAGGCAAGAUAGAAGUAUAUGGACAUGAUGGUGCAGGGCGUUAAAGUGAUCUGAUGCAGGCUGUACAAGCGCUAUGAUAUUAGGUCAUGAUUUUGCCAAAAAGCCAUACAUGUUGCUUGCAGUCCACAAGUGCAAUCUCUGAUGCCAAUGAUUAGCUG